UUCAAAAAUGUUGGCAUGAUUGCCGGAGGGACAGGUAUCACUCCAAUGCUACAGAUAAUCAACGCGAUUCUGAAGGACCCCAACGACUCGACGAAAAUUUCAUUGCUUUUUGCAAAUCAGACGGAGGACGAUAUAUUGCUCAGAGACGAACUAGACAAACUGGCAAAGCAGCAUGAAGAUCGUUUCCAGAUAUGGUAUACUCUUGAUAAAAUGGCAAUCGGAUGGAAGUAUUCCACAGGCUACAUAACCGAUGAGAUGAUUGAUGCUCAUUUGCCGAAAGCCGGUGCAGAUACAGCGAUUCUGAUGUGUGGUCCACCGCCCAUGAUCAAUUUUGCUUGCGUGCCGAAUCUGGAGAAACUUCAACACGCCAAAGAAAACUAUUUCUCAUUUUGA
Anisakis simplex (herring worm) is the source of this 393-nucleotide messenger RNA. NCBI's taxonomy places the organism in Eukaryota, Metazoa, Nematoda, Chromadorea, Rhabditida, Anisakidae. The record is from the annotation of a GenBank genome assembly.